Molecule: messenger RNA, 9673 nt
Organism: Calliphora vicina (urban bluebottle blowfly)
Lineage: Eukaryota; Metazoa; Arthropoda; Insecta; Diptera; Calliphoridae
Gene: wnd
Product: wallenda
Exons: 7
Coding region: 396-3671 (1091 amino acids)
Biological process (GO): protein autophosphorylation; signal transduction
Cellular component (GO): cytoplasm
Molecular function (GO): MAP kinase kinase kinase activity; ATP binding
Source: RefSeq, a predicted model, not a curated record
AUAAAAAAUAAAACAAAAUUAUGAAAAAUUCAUAACGAAAAGUGAAACAAACUUAUCUUAAAGUAAAAAAAAAUAUAACACAGCCAUAAAAAAAUUUCCAAGAAUUUAAGGAAUUUAAAAAUCAUUUACUACCCAUACUACAACACAAUGCCAACAAUUAUUUGCUUUUGCAAAAAAAUAAACAAAUUAAUAAUAACGUAAAAGAAAAAUCACCUGGUCUAAGCAACUUUAUCUUGAACGUCAUCAGACAUAGACAUACCUUUAAAAAAAGAACUACAACUUUCUUGCUGAGUUAACAGAUUACUACUUGUAUAUGUUGGUUUUAAUUCCACAACUAUCACGAGCAGCAGAAUUAGCAAUAUUACAUCAAUUCUAGUUGGAGAUUUCACUUGAAUAUGGUAUUUUAUAUAUCAAUUUUUGGUAGAAACAUUGAGCCGCCAGAUAAAAUUUUGAAUACAGAAAAAAGUAUUGCCUGUAUCCAGGAUGAGCUCGGUCACCUAGGUCUUGGUGGUCCCACAGAUCUGCCCUAUAAGCCCGAAAUCACACAUCAGCAUCAACACCAGCCCCACACAAAUGUCGUAGUCGAUUGCAGUGACAGUAGUGCUGAAAAUACCUGCCAACACAGAUGGCCACCGAAUAGUGGCACAUUCGGACAUCCCGACAAGCCGAUCGGCUGGAUGUAUGGUCUGCUCGGUUGUAUGAAACCAGUAUUGUCGUUCAUAGGCAAGGCUGGUGUUAUAGAAAUAAAACAUCAAAAAGCCGAAGAUUGGGAAAUACCAUUUGAACACAUCAGCGACUUGGAGUGGCUGGGCAGUGGGGCUCAGGGGGCGGUGUUUAGUGGUAAAUUGAAAAAUGAAAUUGUGGCAGUUAAGAAAGUGAAAGAUGUCAAAGAGACGGAUAUCAAGCAUUUAAGAAAAUUAGAUCAUGAGAAUAUAAUCAAAUUUAAAGGUGUUUGCACACAAUCGCCAGUAUAUUGUAUUAUUAUGGAAUUUUGUCCUUAUGGUCCAUUACAAAAUAUACUCAAGGAAGAAGAAGUCAUGUUGCCGUCCCGCCUAGUUUCCUGGUCGAAACAAAUAGCAGUGGGUAUGCAAUAUCUUCAUUCUCACAAAAUAAUACAUCGAGAUUUAAAGAGCCCUAACAUUCUUAUAAGUACAAAUGAAAUUGUUAAAAUAAGUGAUUUUGGCACCAGCCGCGAAUGGAAUGAGAUUAGUACGAAAAUGAGUUUUGCCGGCACCGUGGCCUGGAUGGCCCCCGAAGUUAUACGCAAUGAGCCGUGCUCAGAGAAGGUGGACAUUUGGUCGUAUGGCGUGGUGCUUUGGGAAAUGUUAACGUGUGAAAUACCCUACAAAGAUGUUGAUUCAUCGGCCAUUAUUUGGGGUGUGGGCAAUAAUUCCCUGAAACUGCCCAUACCCUCCAGUUGUCCAGAUGGCUUUAAGCUGUUGGUGAAGUUGUGUUGGAAUACCAAACCCCGUAACCGUCCCUCGUUUAGACAAAUUUUAUCGCAUUUAGAAAUUGCCGGUCCCGAGCUGUUGCGCAAAACCGAAAAACAAUAUUUCGAAACGCAACGUUCGUGGAAGGAAGAGGUAAGAUCUCACAUGAAAGAGAUGACCCAGAAUGGCACCAGUAUUCAUAAGUUUGAGCAGGACUUGAUAAGGCGGCGUACGGCAGAGUGGCGACAUGCUCAGGAUAUACGCAUGGUGUACGAGGAUAAAUUGGAGAAAACGAAUCGUUUGUAUUUGGAGUUGAGCGAAUGUAUGUCACAAUUGCAGGAAAAGGAAAAAGAGAUUGCAGAGCGAGAGAAAAAAUUACCCGGCUAUAAACCCUCCCGACGUUUUGGCACUACUUUACGUAAAAUGCAGUAUUAUCGACGAAGACUCAAUGGCCCUCCCUUGAUGAUAACAGCAUCUACAUCAACACACCAGCAGCAGCAGCAACAGCAAACUCAACAACAGUCUUCAGCCACACCAGAUCCUGAAACUACACCAGAGAGUCCCGUCAAAUGUACUCUCUAUGCUCAAUUAGAUAGUUCAUCGUCUCAACCCAAAUCCUAUUGUGUCACCUCACAAAAAGCUAAAAAAUCCAGACAUCGAAGAGUUGGCUCCGGUACAUUUGCCGCCACCCCCAAAUACAGUCCUUGUCGGGAUAGACGCUAUCAAAGUGAACCGGAAAAUCGUAAAGUCAAACUGGUUGACACUGAGACUCAAACGGAUGCCAUGGAUGUUAGUGAGACGGACAUAAGCCCAAGUGCUGGCUGUCCAUCGCGUGAUAUCUCAAUGGUUCUGGAACAUCACUGCCCACAACAUACCGUCACAUCACAACCCAUUGAUGUACCGCAGACAGUACAACGAAACGCCAGACAACAGGUGGCUGAGCCUCAAACGGCACAACAGCUGAUGGAACAACGACUGCAAAAUCAAAUGCAAUAUAGUACAUCGCCCAUGACCAUGACGCCCACUAGCCCCAAUGGCAACUCAUUGACCACUAGCGAUCUAACAUUUCAGGAUGCCUGCUCUAGUCCCGAUCAGUUGCUUGAUGAUGUCAUGAAUAGCAAUGAACGUCUCGACAUAACCGGUUGUUGUAGUGACAAUGAAAAUCUCGAACGGCUGGGCCGUAAAGUUAUUGAACUCAUCAAUGAGAAUCGUCUGUCCAUGCACUCAACGACCAUAACAUCGAACAACAGUAAUAGCAACAGCAUCACCACCAACAACACAAACACUAACAUCACUACCACCGCGUCCAACAAUCAAAAUCAAACAUGCUCCCACUCCAACACCACCACAACGGUCUUACACAACUCCGCGGUCAGUACAGAAAAUGGCAAUUCGGAAUGUUUGGCGGGUCGCGAUACUACAGAUGAUGCGGUUGAUUUACGUACUCCUCGCUUAUCGCGUUGUUCUAGUGUACAUCGGAAUUCCAUGCGCCAGCAGGUGAGUGGUGGUGGCAGCGAUUUGGUGGGUAAUGUUUUAAAUGCCAAUGGUUUGGAAUCGAAUGAGGAAAUAUGCGAGGACAGCUGGUCCGACGAGGAGGGCGAGGAUACCGAUUAUAAUUAUUCAUUAAGGAGACGAAGUAUCGGCCGCCUACCCAUUGGACGAGGCAUGCGAGCCCGACGUUGCUACAAAACACCCAUCACACAAAAAGUCUCAAUACAAAAACGUAAUGCCAUCAUUAUAUCAGACGAAGAAAAUACUUCCGAAUAUAGUCAUUCACCAUCCAGUCAACAUUCCACACUCGAAAGUAAUCCCGAUAUGCCAGAAGCCUUACAAAAAAUGAAAAUAGCAGCUAAUAAUACAAAUAUAACAGGCAAUCAGCAGCAUCAUCACCACCAUCAUCAUCACACCAGCUCUAAAUUAUCCACAACAACGACGACAACCACAACAGAUUCGGAAACAUCCGAAUCUAGUGAGGCUGAAUCGGGUGAUGAUGAAGAUGUCUCAUAUGAUUUGCCAACCGUUUCAUCAUCAACAGCCACCACCACCACAACAGCAAUAGCAACAACCAGGCAGCCAUCGUUUAGUAAGAAAAAGUCAUCACAUAACCAGCUAGUAAGAGAUUCUAAUAAUGCUUCCUUUAAACAAAAACAAUUAGCAAAUAGCGCAAAAAAUCGCCACAAUAAAAGCGAUAUUAUUUCAAUACCCACAUAUGAUAAAGAUGGGGCUAUAAAUAUGGUUUAGGUCCUUAAAAAAAAAUUAUAAAAUUAAAAGAACUUUACAGCUUUUCUUUAUUAAGGCUGAAGUUUUAGAGUUUGAUUUUUCUAUUUUUUUGCGUUUAAACUCAGUCUAAACUCUAAAAUUUUGGGAAAAAAACUUUAUAUAUUUUGCCAUGAUGUUUGUUUUACAAACACAAAUACACUUUAAUAAACAACUUACAACUACAAAAAAUACUUACAUAAGUAUAUUAUAUUGAUAUACUCAACAACAAAAGAAAAACAAACAAGAAAAAAAUACAAUACAAAAACAUAAUUACUUAGUAAAUUAAUUUAUUUAAUUAAUGUUAUAUUAUAUUCUCUAUAUGUUAUCUACUUUAUAAUUAUGCACUCACUCUCAUCAUAAGUAACCAGGGGAUAAGUGCGUAAAAGCAGUAAUUUGCAACACUGCAAAAUAAUAAAAGUUUAGCGUUGGCAUCACUACUGCAGAUUUUUAACGGUGAUGCCAAACCCUUUGCAGAGUUUUUGCAGUGUUGCCAUACAUUUACUGGUUUUAUGCACCCACUCAAACAUAAAUUUUAAGUGAGACUUAGUAUAGGCACAUUUUUCCCAUCUAUUGGGGUUAAAUUUUAAAAUUUGUUACAUAAAGUAACAGUUUUUAAGUAAAUUUAACCUUGAAGAGGAGAAAGGUGCCUUUUCUUUUAAAUGUGUAUUGUUGUGAUUUAGCUGAAAUUCCAAAUUGACAUUCCUUUUUAUAUUAAAUAUAAAAGUAUUUAGUAUAUUAGUCAUUCCAUAUUUAAUACAAACAAGCUGCCCGAUCCGGCUUAGCAAUUUACUACAUUUAUGUGUACAUUUUACAUGUGUUUUGUUUUUGUUAACAUUUUUGUUACAAUAACAAAACACAUGUAAAAUUUACACUCAAAGUACACGCUUGUACGCACAUACAAUUUUCUGAAAUUAAGCGAAUUCACUUAAUUGUGAAUAAAUUCGAAAAUAAUCCAUCGAUUUUUAUGAUCGAUAUCUCAUUUUAUUUCUAUUACAUGUGGCUUUAAGAUAAAGCAAUAAAUCUAAACAAUUUCUGCCGUUUUCGAUUUUUCAUGAUUUUUUUAAAACAAAAAAAAUUGGAUAUUUUUAAAUAAAAAAUAUAUUUUUUGCUUCAAUUUGUUAUUAUAACUCCGAAACUACUGAGCCGAUUAAAACGCAAUAUAUAUGUAAAAAUUUGUACAUAGCAUGGGGAAAAUGUUUUCAACAUUCAAUCAAUCAAAAGAACAACAUUAAUUACUCAAUUUUAUGAAUAUCAAACAAAAAAGAUAAAUUUUGUAAAAAUGAGCGAAUUCACUUAAUUGUGAAUAAAUUCGAAAAUAAUCCAUCGAUUUUUAUGAUCGAUAUCUCAUUUUAUUUCUAUUACAUGUGGCUUUAAGAUAAAGCAAUAAAUCUAAACAAUUUCUGCCGUUUUCGAUUUUUCAUGUGUUUUUUAAAACACAAAAAUUUGUUAUUUUCACAUAAAAAAUAUAUUUCUUGCUUCCAUUUUUUAUUAUAACUCCGAAACUACUGAGCCGAUUAAAACACAAUAUAUAAACAGAUUAAAGGUUAUUUAAAUUUGAACUUUUCUAAGUUUACUUCAAUAAUAUCGGGCUAACCCUUUUUGAGUUAUCAUAAAUUAUGUGGAGAAACAUCUAAAAAAAAUUCACAAUUUUCGAAAAAAAAAAAAUUUUUAAAAAUCUAACCAUAGAAUUCAAAAAUUUUGCAUCAAAUCUAUAUAGUGGUUAGUGCAGCCUUUUUUUUGCUUUUGACCUGUGUAAUGAAUUACUUCUAUAAAGAAUGAAUUCUUAAAGAAAUGAAUUUAAGACGUUUGAAUUAUUAAGGAAUUAUGCCCAGGAAUUAAUUCAUUAUGAAUUCUUAAUUGAAAUGGUUAAGAGAACAAAUUUAAUUUAAUGCUGAACAUUGAAUUAAGAAAUAAUUCUUUCGAAACUUUAUUUGUAGUCUAGAUUUCAAUUGAUAUUUUUAUCCACAAAUAUUUAGCAGUUUAUGAAGCUUUCUAGUUCGUUUUUGUUAAGGCGAGUUAAUACAAGGCGGAUGCAGUGGCAAAUUUAAACAAAUAUUAGCGAAUUUUGGUUUUGAUUUUGAAAUGUUAUUUAAACUUUGUUUAUUAAACUCGAAACUAGAUUUACUCGUGGUUAAGGGACUAUUAAUUGUUAAUGUUAUAUUUUAAGCUGUUAGUUAAACUUCGCUUAAGAGUCAAUUAAUUAAUUUUGUUUAUAAAUGGAGAAUAUUAAUCUCUCUAUAUAUAAAAAAAUUAUAAUUUUAUUAGAAUUUGCUUGAAUUGACCCUUGCAUCCAGCUUGAAUUUAUUUGGUUCUAAAUAUACGACAUCACUGUAUUUGGUACUGAUUUUGAAAUGUUAUUUAAACUUUGUUUAUUAAACUGGAAAUUAUUUAAUCUCGUGGUUAAGAAACUAUUAAUUUAUUAUUGUGUUAUUCUAAGCUGUUAAACUUCGCUUAAGAGCUGUUUAUUUAAACCCAACUAAAUUUAACUUAUCAAGCUAUUAAAAACAAUCAAUUUAUCCAGGAUUCUCGCGUUUUAUAAAUAAACAACUUUCGUAGAUACCUGUGUAAUAAAAAGUCCGCCUGUCUUUUCAGGCAACAUAUUUUAUUAGUAUUAUUUAUUAAAUACGAAACUAUUUUAACUAGUUGUUUAUGAACGAUAAAUGAAGAGCCUCAGAAAAAAAGGUACUUUUUUGAAAAUUUUAAAAUUUUGGGAAAUUGAUUUUUUUUCUAGAAGAUUUCAACUCAAAUAUCAUAAAAAUAUCAAAAAAUCAAUUUGUAAAAAAAUUCGAAAAAGUACCUUUUGUUCUGCGGCUCCUCAACUGUUAUUUUAGAUUAGUUUUUGAGCUGUUAGUUAAACUUUAAUUAAUUCAUGUUUAAGAACCGUUAAUUUUUUAAAAAUUACAUUACCAAACGCCCUUUUCAGACGAGAUGCAUUUGAUAUAAAAGAAUGUUUUGUGGAUCGCAAGCUGUCGAACGAAAAUUGUUAUUUAAAAAAAAAUUAUUUACUCAAUUUAUGCAAACACUCUACAUGAAAAUUGGACUAAUAUAACUUUCAGUUGUAUAUUUGUUGAAAGAUAGAAGUCGUGUUGAAUUUAACUAUGUUUAAUAAGUUAUAACAUUUCGAAAUCUAGGCCUAUCUAUUUGCAGAGCUGAAAUCUCUAGGCUAUACAUGAUCCAGCUCGAUCACAAAACAAUGAAGACAUCUAAAACUGGAUAUUCUCCUAAAGUUCAAGUUUAAACUAUGUUUAACUCAACAACAUUCCAAUUUAGGGGCUAAAACCUAAACUUGAUAAGUAGUUAACGCUUAAUUACAUUUCAAUUUAGGGGCUAAAGUUCAUGUUAAACUUUGUUUAACUGAUAAUUAAUUACAUUCCAUUCUUAUUUUGUUACUUUCUUAAAGAAACAUCACAAAAAUAUACAUCUCAAACAGACAUUAGUUGAGGUUUAAACUAGGUUUAACUAAUAAGUAUGCUUAAUUAAUGACAUUCCAUAAAAACAAAUUUUUAACAAUGAAUUUUUAUUAAAACUCCAGGCUAUUUAAAAUGAUCUAAUAGUUUCUUUGUGAAAAAGAGUUUAAAAAAAUCUUUUAGUAAAACUCCCUUUUCCAGCUAAAUCACUCAAUACACUUUAACUAUAUACACUGGCAAAAAAAUAAUCUACCCCUUCUAAUUUCUAAUUACUCUUAUACAUACCAUGUAAUGUAGUCUAUAUGUGAGUAAACAUACAUAAUUCUUAAUGUCGUUAUUAUUAUAUGAUGCAAAAGAAACAAACAAAUUAUUCAAUUUAAAAAAAAAUUAAAUUUAACAAAAAAAAAAAAAAUACAAAAUCUAUUCAAAAUUAAUAUUUAAUUAAGUUCUACAAAAAAUAUUAAAAAAACAAAAUUAUAUAGACCUUAAAUUUGUCUAUACCAUAAUUAGUUUAGGAACUACACUUUAAAAAAUGGCUAUUUAAUAAAAUUUCUUCAAGAAAUAUUCUGUGAUUUUUAAAAAAUUUAAACUAAUUAAUACAAGGAGUGCAGUUAUUUCGUAUUUUCAAAAUAUUUAAGGUGUAGUUCGUUACGUUACAAAAAAAAAACAAAAAUGAAACGCAUAUAAAUGAAAGAAAUUAAUUGUUUAGUUAAUAACUAAUGUAUGAUUCUCUAAAUGUACUCAAUUUAAAUUUAAACAUUUGGUUUUCUUUUUUUUUUAUAUACAUAUUAUAAUUUUUAUUAGUUUUUACAAGAAAACAAAUCUAAUACAUCAACAUACGUCCUAUAGUAAAAAUAGAAAGAAACAAAAUAAUUGAAAUAAUAAUUACGAAUAAUAUUUACAGUGAAUUGAUUGAUGUUUAGCAACAUUGAAAAUGCAAAAGCUUGCAAAUGCAGUUUUUUAAUUGCGAUUGCACUUUUAUUUUCUUUUGUUUAAACAAUGUUUGUCUCACUAAAAUAUGGCAACAUCUCAACAAACAAUGAUUUUUCUUUGUUUAAUUUCUUGCACUUUCUUCAUUAUCUUGAUGUCGCCAUAUUGAAAAGAGAGAAUUAGAUUAAUAAACAUUGAAAAAAAGCUAAACCAUUUUGAAUAUUGCAAUGACAAACAAACAAUUGUUUUUCUUUAUAUAUUUUCUUUCACUUUCUCUAUUAUGUUAAUUGUCGCCAUAUUGAAAAGAGAGAAUGAGAGCAAUGUACAUUAAAAAAAGCUAAACUAUUUUCAAUGUUGCAAUCAAAGUAAAUUAAUUUACUUUGGUUGCAAUGAUAAACAAACAAUUGUUUUUCUUUGUUUAUUUUCUUUCACAUUCUCUAUUAUUUUAAUGUCGCCAUAUUGAAAAGAGAGAAAGAGAGCAAUAUACAUUACAAUGUAUAUUUCGUUGUUGGAUUGCAAAAAAAAGCUGCAACAAUUUGCAUCAAACACUAAACUCGCCAUUGUUUUUUUUAAAUAUUUUUGCAAAUGUUGACUGCCAUUUGCAUUUAAUACUAAACACCAGCAUUAUUGCAUUUUCCGAUGCAAUAGUUUGUAAAUCAAUGGUGCUCUUUUCUGUAUUUAAUUCACUGUAAAUGUUUAUUUUCACACUUAAAUGUAUGUAUGAAAUACUUAAAAAUAUUUAUUUGCGGCAAAUAAAAAUCUAAUAGUAUAAAAACUAACUUUAAGUUAACUCAAUAAGUCUGUGGUUUUGUUCAACUUUAUUUUCGCUACCUUAGUAGUUUUUAAAAUUAAAUAUAAUUUAAUAUAUGUAUGUAUGUACAUAUGUAUAUGUGUCUAUUUCCCUAAAUUGUAAUUUUAUGUAUAUUUUAUUUAGUUUUAUUAGAGACAAACAACAAACAUAUAAUUUUUUUGUGAUUAUAAUUGUAAUUGUGUAUUAUCUAUAAAUUUUUUGUGUAUAUUAUUAUAACUUAGUUUUUAGUUGUAAAUUUAUAAAAAAUAAAGCAAAAUUUUGUUGCUGGGAUCAAAACUACAAAAAACAAAAAAUACUUCAAUUACAUAAUUUUUAUUUAUGUUUAAUAUAUGUAUAUCAUUUUAUUAUAAUUCCAAUUUUGAUUUUGUGUUUCUUCUCCUGUGUUUUUAGUUUGCACAAAAUUCUUGCUUCAGUGCCUUAAUGCAAAAAUAAAUUAUUGUGCUGCAUUAAAUACAAAUUUUGAGGAAAAUUUAAUAAAAUAAUAAUAAUAAAUUACACAAAAUUAUUAAGAAAAACAAAAGUAAUUUAUAAUUAUAAUAAUAAAAAAAGCAACAAAAUAUUACUUUAUAUUUAGAAAGUAAUAAUACAUGUAAUAUUAUUAAAUAUUUUAAGCCAAUAUAUAUACUACUACAUAUAUUUUAGCUUAUACACUGGAAAAAAUUAUAAUAAAACCAACAAAAAGCAUAUAUUAGAUUUAAAACGUAAAAGAAAAUAAAACAAAAAUUAAAAUCGUAUAAAAAAAAUUACAAAAAAAAACAGAAUAAGGCAUAUUCCACGUAUAUUAAUUAUAAAAUAUACAUAAAAUAAAUAAAUCAUAAAAACAGAAAGAAAAAAAA